Messenger RNA from Plasmopara halstedii, 195 nucleotides. RefSeq lists its product as uncharacterized. The transcript has 2 exons. NCBI's taxonomy places the organism in Eukaryota, Oomycota, Peronosporomycetes, Peronosporales, Peronosporaceae. The record is from RefSeq and is a predicted model, not a curated record. The coding region runs from base 1 to 195 and encodes 64 amino acids.
AUGGAGAUGGAGGAACUCAAGCGGAAGAGAUGGACUAACGGCAAGGAGGCUGUGCGAGCAAUCAAAGAUGUCGCACUAGCACCAGGGAAUGCAACUAUUGGUUGUGAGGGGCACGUUCGUCUAGCACGAUUUCGAUCCAAGAAUCACCCAGGAGUGCCUCAUAGACCCUUUUUCCAUCUCGACAAAAUUUGUUAA